Messenger RNA from Verruconis gallopava, 1079 nucleotides. RefSeq lists its product as uncharacterized. Gene Ontology annotation, cellular component: mitochondrion. The record is from RefSeq and is a predicted model, not a curated record. The coding region runs from base 153 to 992 and encodes 279 amino acids. Lineage: Eukaryota; Fungi; Ascomycota; Dothideomycetes; Venturiales; Sympoventuriaceae. Gene Ontology annotation, molecular function: enoyl-CoA hydratase activity. Gene Ontology annotation, biological process: fatty acid beta-oxidation. The transcript is spliced from 3 exons.
GUCUCUUCCCCACAUAUACCCUCUUGAACCCCAGCGCUGUUGCGCUAUGUGAAGGUAUUCCAGAAACGCUCUGAAUUGGAGCUUGUACAUUAAUUUUCAAAGUUGUUAAUCCACAGUCAAUUGUCCCGUUCAUUCACAAAGAAUUUAAAAUCAUGUCGUCGUUCAAGCCGUCAUCCAACCCACCCAAAACAUCUAACUAUAUCUUGUCUUAUCCUGCUGAUCAUGUUCUGCUCAUCACAAUCAACCGUCCGACGCGGAUGAACUCGCUACCCUACGCUGCACACUGGGAGGCCGAUUCUAUCAUGCAAUGGUUCGAUAACGAGCCCAGCCUCCGCGUCGUUGUGGUCACUGGUGCAGGAGAUAAAGCUUUUUGCGCCGGUCAAGACCUCAUUGAGCAAGGAGAGGUGAAGAAGAACCCGCAACCACGCCAGAUGAUGACACACCCACCGAAUGGCUUCAUGGGAAUUAGCAGGCGUGUGGGUAAAAAACCAGUCAUUGCCGCCGUGAACGGUUUCGCCCUAGGCGGGGGCUUUGAGAUUGUGCUUGGAUGUGAUAUGAUAGUUGCCUCACCACGCGCUACCUUCGGCCUCCCAGAAGCAAAGCGUGGCUUGUUUGCCGGCGCAGGUGGUCUUUCUCGUCUUGUUCGCAUUACCGGCCUUCCCAUCGCAACCGAAGUCGCACUUGCCGGCCGCGUCCUUACCGCUGAAGAAGCUCUCAGAUUCCAGAUCAUCAACAAGGUUUCCAAAACGCACGAAUCUGUUGUGCAAGAAGCCGUUGACCUAGCAGCAUCCAUUGGCGAUAUGAGCCCCGAUGCCGUGAUUGUGACAAGGUCUGGGUUGAGACAGGCUCUGGAGACAGCUAGCGUGGAGAGAGCGUCACAGCUGACGAACGAGAAAUACGGUGCGGCGUUGGCAGCGGCACCGAAUACCAUGAUUGGGCUGACUGCGUUCGCGCAGAAGAAGAAGCCGAUAUGGCAGCCGAGCAAACUGUAAAAGGGCUAUGGUGUCCCCAUGCAAUGAUGCCACUAUAUGAUAGUCCAUAUACAGAUACACAUAGCUAAAAAUUUUCCCCUUCGCUGA